AUGUGUCGCUUCUACGCUCAUACAUAUCAAUGUGGACACACCAAGACAGUCUUUUCCAGCCAUUGUUCGAGAGCUGCUUUGAUACAACAAGCCUGUCGCAAUGGAGAUAUCUGCGCCAACGUCCAGGUCGACGAGAAAUGCUCUUCUUGCUACAAGCCUCUCAAGAUUCUCGUCCAGACAAGACUCAUCAACACCGAUUCCAAGUCUCACAGCUGA
Molecule: messenger RNA, 216 nt
Organism: Aureobasidium pullulans EXF-150
Lineage: Eukaryota; Fungi; Ascomycota; Dothideomycetes; Dothideales; Saccotheciaceae
Exons: 1
Coding region: 1-216 (71 amino acids)
Source: RefSeq, a predicted model, not a curated record